Molecule: messenger RNA, 2405 nt
Organism: Daphnia magna
Lineage: Eukaryota; Metazoa; Arthropoda; Branchiopoda; Diplostraca; Daphniidae
Gene: Hrs
Product: hepatocyte growth factor-regulated tyrosine kinase substrate
Exons: 11
Coding region: 124-2220 (698 amino acids)
Molecular function (GO): phosphatidylinositol binding; ubiquitin binding; metal ion binding
Source: RefSeq, a predicted model, not a curated record
AUACCGUCUAACAAUAGUAAUCAGUGAUCAGCUGGCUACCCUUGUGUGUCAUCGGUGAAAUUGUUCAAGAGGCGUUUUUUUUUUCUUUUCUAGCAACAGACGAGUCGCAAAUAUUUCUCAAGGAUGUUCCGAUCGACUUCAGAGUUUGACAAGCAGCUAGAGAAGGCUACUAGUCAUUUGCUGCUCGAACCAGAUUGGCAGUCAAUCAUACAAAUAUGUGACAUCAUUUGCCAAGGAGAUUGCCAGCCAAAAUAUGCCAUCACUGCCAUUAAAAAGCGUUUCUACAAUCAAAAUCCAUAUGUGGCACUAUAUGCACUUCAAGUGCUGGAGUCUGUGGUAAAGAACUGUGGUUCUCCUAUCCACGAAGAAGUGGCCUCCAAAGCUUUCAUGGAUGAGCUUAGGGAAAUGGUACACAAGACUACCAAUGAUAAAGUGAGAGCAAAAAUCUUGGAGCUCACCCAAACUUGGGCUUUUGCUUUUCGAAAUGCUCCAAAAUACAGCAUAAUACCGGAUACACUUAACAUUCUGAAAGCAGAAGGAUAUACUUUCCCUACGCUGCGAGAAAGUGACGCUAUGUUUGCUGCAGAUCGUGCACCAAACUGGAGUGACGGAGACAAUUGUCAUCGUUGCAGAGUCCAGUUUUCUGUAAUUGUUCGUAAGCACCAUUGCCGGGCAUGUGGACAAGUCUUCUGUGGUAAAUGCACGCCCCGUAGCUGCACACUGCCAAAAUUCGGCAUUGAAAAGGAAGUGCGCGUUUGCGAGGAUUGUUUCGACAAACAUAAUUCUGAUGGCAGACCGGGAAGAGAUGAGUCGGAUUCAUCAAGCAAGCCAACGGAGCUGAAAGCUGAGAAGAGUCGCAAAGAAGAGGAGCUAAAAUUACAGGAAGAAGAGGAGCUACAACUCGCUCUAGCUUUGUCUCAAUCAGAAAUUGAGCAUAAAAAGCAAACUGGAAAGACGCAUACACAGCGUACUUAUUCAUCUCCAGUGAAAGAAAGCCAGCCGUCUAAAGUGACAGCUUCAGAGAUUGAAGAUCCAGAGCUGGCCCGCUAUUUGAACCGCUCCUACUGGGAACAAAAGCAACAAGAAAAGGAUAGUCGAGAGAAAGACGUAGAAGUUCCAAUUUACCCUAGCGCUCCGGUUACCGCUGUAGGGCCAUUGUCACCGACCAACAACGGCAUGAAAACCGUAGAAAGAUACCAAAAUGGGGAAACGGAUGAAGUUGAUGAAUUCUGUUCAACCUUGAGCAGUCAAUUGGAUAUCUUUGUUAACAGAAUGAAAUCGAAUUCUAGCCGUGGAAGAAGUAUUGCCAACGAUUCUUCCGUUCAAACACUUUUUCUCAACAUUACAACAAUGCAUACUCGGCUCAUGCAAUAUAUUCAGCAGCAAGAAAGCGCCCGGGUCUAUUACGAAGGAUUACAGGAUAAGUUAACGCAAGCGAGAGAUGCUCGUGCAGCUCUUGAUGCGUUGCGUGAGGAACACAGUGAAAGAAUUCGUCGUGAGGCUGAGGAAGCUGAACGCCAACGUCAGAUCCAAAUGGCUCAGAAGCUCGAAAUUAUGCGUAAAAAGAAACAAGAAUACUUGCAGUACCAACGCCAACUGGCCAUGCAGAGGAUGCAAGACGAGGAGAGAGAAAUGCAAAUGCGUAUGGAGCAACAAAAACAAAUGUAUCAAUUACGGGGCCAGAUGCCGAUGCCCGGAAUGGCAGCAAUGCCACCUGGACAAAUGCCGCCCGGUAUGCCUGGCUAUCCACCUCAGCAAGCACAUCAGCAUGGUCCAUACAUGGGCCCACCCCAACACUCCGGCUAUCCAGCUGAAAUGUAUCAUCCAAUGCCAGGACAGUAUCCUGUUCCUGGGAUUCAUCCUGCUGGACCAGCGCCUGGUGUCCAUCCGGCAGCUCCAAUGCCUGGCGGCCUUCCUCUUAUGGCUGGACCCAAUUAUGGUCCUCAUCCAGGUUACCAACCGUAUCCACAACAACAACAGAUGCAACAACCACAUCCCGGUAUGCAUCAGUAUGCACCUCAUCACCAGCAGCAGCAGCAACCGGCCUCUGCACCGGCAGCUGGUCCUGGUCAAUAUGCCCCUCCCCCUCAAGCGAUGAUGAUGGGUCAAUCGCAACAGCAGAUGCAACAACACCAUCACCAACAGCAACAGCCCCAGUUACAACAGCAGCAAUCUAAUGUUCCACAGCCUGCUGUCGCCGAACUGAUUUCGUUCGAUUAGGGUUUACGUAAUAUCGAACAUUCCGAUUUCCGCAGCAUUAUCGUUAACUCACUGUGGUCUUCAUGCCAGGAUGAUUUCCUUUGCUUUACAGAAGAUUAAGUUAGUGCCCCAUUGUCGCUGGUUGAUAUUUAGCUCUUGUUGUUUAAACAUCUAUAAUUAGGUUAACAAUACAUCUAAUAAUCGGC